Molecule: messenger RNA, 2487 nt
Organism: Galeopterus variegatus (Sunda flying lemur)
Lineage: Eukaryota; Metazoa; Chordata; Mammalia; Dermoptera; Cynocephalidae
Gene: VIPR1
Product: vasoactive intestinal peptide receptor 1
Exons: 12
Coding region: 25-1275 (416 amino acids)
Biological process (GO): cell surface receptor signaling pathway; adenylate cyclase-modulating G protein-coupled receptor signaling pathway
Cellular component (GO): plasma membrane
Molecular function (GO): peptide hormone binding; vasoactive intestinal polypeptide receptor activity; G protein-coupled peptide receptor activity
Source: RefSeq, a predicted model, not a curated record
CAGCAGGAGUGUGACUAUCUGCAGAUGAUUGAGGUGCAGCACCAGCAGUGCCUGGAGGAGGCCCAGCUGGAGAAUGAGACCACAGGCUGCAGCAAGAUGUGGGACAACCUCACCUGCUGGCCAGCCACCCCUCGGGGCCAGGUGGUCGUCUUGGCAUGCCCCCUCAUCUUUAAGCUCUUCUCCCCCAUUCAAGGCCGCAACGUGAGCCGCAGCUGCACCGACGAGGGCUGGACACACCUGGAGCCUGGCCCCUACCCUGUUGCCUGUGGCUUGGAUGACAAGGAAUCGAGUUUGGAUGAGCAGCAGCAGACAAUGUUCUACAAUUCUGUGAAGACCGGCUACACCAUCGGCUACAGCCUGUCCCUCGCCACCCUUCUGGUCGCCACGGCUAUCUUGAGCCUGUUCAGGAAGCUCCACUGCACGCGGAACUACAUCCACAUGCACCUCUUCAUAUCCUUCAUCCUGAGGGCUGCUGCUGUCUUCAUCAAAGACCUGGCCCUCUUCGACAGCAGGGAGUUGGACCAUUGCUCCGAGGGCUCGGUGGGCUGUAAGGCAGCUGUGGUCUUAUUCCAGUACUGUGUCAUGGCCAACUUCUUCUGGCUACUGGUAGAAGGCCUCUACCUGCACACCCUGCUUGCCGUCUCCUUCUCUGAGCGGAAGUACUUCUGGGGGUACAUACUCAUCGGCUGGGGGGUGCCCAGCACAUUCACCAUGGUGUGGACCAUCAUCAGGAUCCAUUUUGAGGACUAUGGAUGCUGGGACACUAUCAACUCCCCAUUGUGGUGGAUCAUAAAGGCCCCCAUCCUCACCUCCAUCUUGGUGAACUUCAUCCUGUUUAUUUGCAUUAUCCGAAUCCUGGUUCAGAAACUGCGGCCCCCAGAUAUCGGGAAAAGUGACAGCAGCCCAUUCCCGAGGCUGGCCAAGUCCACGCUCCUGCUGAUCCCUCUGUUUGGAGUGCACUACAUCAUGUUCGCCUUCUUCCCUGACAACUUCAAAACUGAAGUGAAAAUGAUCUUUGAGCUCGUCGUGGGCUCUUUCCAGGGAUUUGUGGUGGCCAUCCUCUACUGCUUCCUCAAUGGUGAGGUGCAGGCGGAGCUGCGGCGGAAGUGGCGGCGCUGGCACCUGCAGGGCAUCCUGGGCUGGAACCCCAAAUACCAGCACCCGUCGGGAGUUAGCAACAGCGCCACGUGCAGCACGCAGGUCUCCAUGCUGACCCGCGUCAGCCCGGGUGCGCGCCGCUCCUCCAGCUUCCAGGCCGAAGUCUCCCUGGUCUGACCGCCAGGUGCUCAGAGGCAGAAGGGGGCCCCUCCCACCCCCUUCCACCCACCCCGGCCAGUACCGGCGGCAGAAGCCUACCCGGGCGCGGCCAGCCCCAGCCCUGGGCUGGGAGGCUGCCCGGGCUCCCAGGCCACUCUCCGGACACUCCUAGAGAACGCAGCCCUCGCACCUGCCUGGAGCGUUUCUAUGCAAGCAGGAGAGCUGGGAGGACGUGGGGUGGAACUCAGUCAUCAGACUCCUCCUCCAGAGGCCCCCUCUACCAGUCAAGAGCAAGAAAUCUGCAUACUCUCAUCCUGACUCCGCCCCCGGCAUCUCUUCUGAAAAAUCGGCGGAAAGCAAUCGCCCAUCCUCAAACAACUUUGGUGUUAUCUGGGGGCAGAAAGGUCCUGCCCCAAAAGGUCACUCAUCGCCACCACACCAAAUAGUGCCUGAAAUUCUACCAUUGCUGUCAAGUUCCUUUGGUUUAAACACUGCCAUUCAGGCAUCAUCUCUGAAGCAGCAGUAAAUUUUCCCUGUGUCCUCAUAAGUGCCAGCUUUUCAAGAUGUGUGUUUCUAUGCUUCAGGUAAAUGCGGUUGUGAUUUGGUGUUUUGGUUUGGGGAGGACGGCUAUGUUUGUAGUCCCCACUGAAGCGGAGUGGUUCCAGCGUCAGUCUGGUAGCUGGGACAAUACAACCCAGGCACUGAGGAACUCUGGGGCCUCUAGGAAUUGAGAGGACUUCCACAAGAGAACACUGUGGCCUCAGACUAAGCCUACCUGUUCUCCAAGCCUCAGUGGCUUCGUCUGUCAAGUGGAAUCAGUCGCACCCAUCUUUAUGGGCUGUGGAAGCAGCAGCCAUGAAGACUGCCCUCCUUGGCUGCCCAUCUAUGUGUCAACUCCUGUAGAUAUGGCUGAUGGGAAAGUGAAAGCACAGACUCUUAACUGCUACCUUUUAUAUACUGUAACCAGCCGACCCUGUUUGGUUAUUUAUAUCACCACUGAUAUUAUUAUUGCCGUUAUUCCUGUAUCUCCAUUCUCAUCCCACCCUCCCUGGAUUGUGGCUGAGGAGUCCUCCAACCCAUGUAUCUGUUUGCCAAGAGCAUAGGGGUCGUGGCAUCCUCUGUCUGCUCUUCACCCCUGUGGCCACACAGCUUCCUACCCACGCCUCCACCAGAAGAUCCACUCAGGACUGCAACAGGCUUAUGCAGCAAUAAAUGUUGGCUUGGAUUGGC